AUGGACAGUAAACGGAAUUUACUUCAAAAUCUUGGGGAGCUAGAAGUUUAUUUAUUACUACAAAAUGCUAAAUUGUUACAAUAUUUUGAUGCAUUCAUAAAUCAUGGUGGUGAUGAUAUUCAACAAUUGAUUGAUUCAUUAAAUGAUCCUAAAGAAUUUGAUCAACUUAUUAAAAUUGUUGAAAUGGAUAAAAAACCAUUACAUGUUCAAAGAUUUAAAAAAGCACUUCUUCAAUAUUCAACACAAAAUAUCACAUCACAUCACAAUCAACAGCAUAUAGCUAAAGAAUUUCAAUCAAAUAAUAUAUAUACUAAUCAAGAAGGAUCAAGUUUAAAUAUUGAUAAUAAUAAUAAUAAUAAUAAUAUGUUUACAAAUUCUAAUUGGUGUUCAUUAGUACCUUCAAUCUAUUCAGGAUUAAAUCUAAUUCCAAAUCAAUCAUCAUUAAUUAAUUCAUUAUCUUCAACACAAUCUAUUCUAUCAAAUUAUUCACAGAAUUUCAAUCCUUUAUUUAAUCAAUGGGCAAUAUUGAAUAAUUCACAAAAUGCUUCUAUGUUUCAGUCAUUAGCUAUGGGUAUUUCAAAUCAACAACAGUUAAUAACACCAGCAGAAAGUGUUGAUAGAACUGAUCAUAGUUUUAAAUUAUCUGAUUAUACUCACUCAUUGGAACAAUCGAUCACAUCAAAGAAAUGUCAACAAGAAGAAGAAAACAUUCAAGAUAUUAAUGAAACAAAUCAAUCAAAAACACAAAAUAAUUUAUUAAAUAGUCCUAUUUUAUCAAGAAAUAAUUCACCAUAUUCAUCACAAUUAUCACAACAUACAAUUUUACAUCCAUCAUCUUUAAUAUCAAGCAGUGAAGAAAUUAAUUUAACAGGAACAAUAACAAAUUCACAAAUUAAUGCAUUAAAGCUUAUUGUAACUGAAAAUCUCAUUGAUGAUCCAUUGAAAAUCCGUCCAAGUGCCACUUUAAUGAAAUCAGAUUAUUUAAAAUUGGAAAUUGCUAUCACUGCAUUAUUACCAUAUUUACCGAAAUUUCAAAUUAGAAAAUCUAACAAUUCACGAAAUGCAAAUGAACAAGAAAUACAACCAUUGAGACAUUUUGAAAUAACAAUUAAUGAAAUAACAUUUCGUUUGGUACAACAAAUUCCUGAGUUGAUUACACAACGAGAACAUUUAUUUCAUAUUGCACGUCAAAUAGUCAAUACUAUGAAUUAUGGUUUAAGUGUAAAUCAAACUGGUCAGGUUACAUGGAAAAUGUUAAAGGAAGAAAUUUCGAAAAAGUCCAUAGCUGAUUACAAAUUAUCAAACUCAGAUGAUGAAUGUAUAUUUGAAGCGAAUGAAGCAGAUUAUUCAAAUGAGACAUUAAGCCAAAUACUUCUUCAGUUGAAAUUAGAAAUGCAAGAUGUUGUAAAUAAAGAAGUUAUUUUACGUACAAAAGUUCGUUGUUCUGGUAAAGAUUUACCAUCAACAAGACAAACAAGCAAUGUACGUGGAGAUUUGGAUAAACUUGUAAAUCAGUUACAUAAGUGUAUCACUAGAACAGUUAAAUAUAUUAUUUUACUCAAAAGUGCUGAGAAUCGAGAAUCAGAAAGCAGUGAAUCACAUAUUCAUUGUUCAUCACCUAUUCAAAACAAUAUUGAUAGAAAUAAUACGAUAUCUGAUAAAUAA
Molecule: messenger RNA, 1665 nt
Organism: Schistosoma mattheei
Lineage: Eukaryota; Metazoa; Platyhelminthes; Trematoda; Strigeidida; Schistosomatidae
Source: the annotation of a GenBank genome assembly